Alternaria rosae is the source of this 1932-nucleotide messenger RNA. Its product is annotated as ATPase NPA3. The transcript has a single exon. NCBI's taxonomy places the organism in Eukaryota, Fungi, Ascomycota, Dothideomycetes, Pleosporales, Pleosporaceae. Bases 151 to 1476 code for a protein of 441 amino acids. Gene Ontology annotation, molecular function: GTPase activity. The record is from RefSeq and is a predicted model, not a curated record.
CAUCCCGCCGUCAACAACACUGCUUUACCUGACCCUCGUUACAAAGUGUCACGCGUUUUCUCUCGAUACACUGCUGUAAAUCCACGUCUAAGCCUUCAAACCCCCGCAUUCAUUCCUUCCCAUCUCGAGAAUACGCAUACGGCUUCCGCAAUGUCCUCCGCAAAGGCUCCCGAGGGCUCUGCGCCUGCCGCGAGUUCCAACACGCCCGUUUCGAUUGUCUGCGUGGGCAUGGCCGGUAGCGGCAAGACGACUUUCAUGCAGCGCCUCGUUUCACAUCUCUACACUCAUCCCGACCCGACUCAAAGCGAACCCUCCGUCUCCAAAGCGUCCCCGACACCCCCGUACAUCAUCAAUCUUGACCCUGCCGUCCACCAUGUCCCGUUCACGCCCAACAUCGACAUUCGAGACAGUGUCAACUACAAGGAGGUCAUGAAGCAGUUCAACCUAGGACCCAACGGCGGUAUCUUGACAAGUUUGAACUUGUUUAGCACAAAGAUUGAUCAGGUCAUUGGUCUGUUAGAAAAGCGAACGCAGCCGCCAGCGCCAGUGAAGGAGCCAGAGCAAAGCACGGUCGAGUUCAUGACAAGUGGGGGUAAGGACAAGCAGACAGCACCAGCACAACAACCGCAGGUCAAACACAUCCUCGUGGACACGCCAGGGCAGAUUGAGGUCUUUGUCUGGUCGGCAAGUGGAGAGAUUCUGCUUUCGAGUUUAGCCAGCACAUUUCCCACCGUCAUCGCAUACAUCAUCGAUACACCGCGCACAACUAGCACAAGCACCUUCAUGUCGAACAUGCUCUACGCCUGCUCAAUUCUCUACAAGACCAAACUGCCCAUGAUACUCGUCUUCAACAAAACGGACGCGCAAGACGCCCAGUUCGCGAAGGAUUGGAUGACCGACUUCGAGGCCUUCCAAACCGCCUUACGUAACGAGGAAGAGGGUGGCAGCUUUGGUGGUGAAGGCAUGGGUGGAGGAAGUGGAUACAUGGGCAGCCUGUUGAACAGCAUGUCACUGGUAUUGGAGGAAUUUUACAAACACCUCAGUGUUGUGGGUGUCAGUGCUAUGACCGGAGAUGGCAUGGACGAGUUCUUCAAGGGCGUCCAGGAAAAGAAGGAAGAGUUUGAGCGCGACUACAAGCCCGAGCUUGAGCGACGGAGGGCAGAACGGGAGCAAGAGAAGAAAGCGACACGUGAGCGAGAGUUGGACAAGAUGAUGAAGGACAUGAAGGUGGGUGGCGCAGGCGCAAAACCAAAGAGCAAGCCGCGAAAAGAAGAGCCCGAGACCGUCAGCGAUGCAGAAAACUCCGACGAAGCCGGGAUGAUGGAUGAAGACCUAGACUAUGAGGACGAGAUGGAUUCCGAUGAUCCGGAAAACGGCCUAAAAGAGCGAUACAGACAGGCAGUCAACGAUCGCGGUGUCGACCAGAACGAGGACCACAGCUUCGCACGAUAUGUAAACAUGGCGAAGUUCACAUGAGAGACGCAGCACCCAUCUCGCAAAGACACCUGACUCAAGCGAUGAUAAUGGUUGGGCUUUGACAUUGCACGAUAGGCAGUCUCGCCUCUGAAUUCCUGGUUCGUGGUCGGAACUAGCUGCAGGCACUCACACAUGCGGCCAUGAAGACAUAUGCUGUUGAGAAAGUUACGGGCGACGUGCAUCGUUGACGGGCCGCAGCGAGACUGCCGUGUCAGUGUUUUGCAUCAACACUAGUAACACACGCACGCGUACUGAACCCUUUUCACACCCAUGCUCUCGAUGCUAAAGUAGUCUUCUACCCACGCACGAGCGGCUUGUUUCGUCUUUACCUGCUUCCUACUAUUGUGGCUUCAUCAUAACCUUGCGCUGUUACAUAUGUCUUGGUUACAAGGGCGGGAACACGCUUCUUUCUUGUCUGGAAGAGAAGGGUCUCGGAAGCGAAUGUUACACGGCGUG